AUGCCCAACCCUAACAUUGUCGCGGACACCUUCAAUCACAUCGCAUUUCCUCCCAAGCUUCCAGGGAAGCGAGACGAACAACCGUCACAAGUUGAUCUCGACCUCAUCAGUCGCCUUCGCCAUGCGGUCCAAACUAUGCAUCGCAUCGCCGAUGACGAUAUGAAGGCGGUAUGGCAGUCUCUCGAGCUAGUGUUGAGUACAUGUCACGUAGUGAACGAGAAUGGCAUGGUGAAUAAGGUCGCGUUGCUAGACGCCUUCGAUAAACUACAUACAGAACCCGCCGUUAUCGUGUAUAUCGCGGAGCAAAAUGCAGCACUUCUUUUCCGAGAGGCCCAGGACAGUGAUGAUGUUAUCAUCGAAGGCUUCGAAGCUUCCCCUAGUGCGGAGCAAACGCUUGCUGCCUCUGGGGCACUUAAAUGGCAUUUCCCAGGAACAGCAGUAUCCCUUACGAGAGAGGAAUUUGGGAGCUCGGAUCUCCAACAGAGCCUGGCAGCGUUCCUGGAAAUGGCCAGCACGGAACAAAUAGAUGAGUUCGCGUCGAAAUCACGGAAGGCGGGCGUGACGGUGGCCGAGAGUCGAGAUGUCGUCGACCCGGCACUGAUCUCAGAGUUCCUGAUAACGCUUCUCGGGGUAAAUGGUAGGCGUAUAUGCCCGCCAUUAUUAUGUAAGCGCAUAAAGGAUGAUGUUUGUUGGGAUAAUGCCGAACUCCCAUGGCGACGCAGUCCAUUUUGGUUGGUGCUCCGGGUCUGCGUCCAACGAUUGUUAUACCUGCGUCUGGGAAGUGAACUGGGACGCUUGAACUACAAGUUCCUGCUCUGUGUCGUGUUGGCUCUUCUCUUGAACGACGUUACCAAUGCAAGAGCUGUGCAUGUGGAGGAUUGCAGCUGGCUUAAAGCCAAGCUGUGCCGUCGUCUCGUCAAACUAGAAGUGGCCGAGACAAGUUCACUCCCAGCAGUGCAGAUAGCAAGCCUUCGUCUAACCCAUAACCUGGCGCCCCUUUUUGAACAGUACCUCGGGAAUGCUGAUAUUAAGAUUAAGGAGCAAUGGGAGGCAUUCAAGAGAGCUGUUCAGCGAAAGAUACCACUGUUGCCGCUCUACGCCCAGCCGAGAGAUACGUCCUUGAGUCUGCCGAACAGUAUGUCAUACCUGCAAAAUUCCCUACAAGCGACUCGGAGCGACACCCGCAGAAGCCAAGGCAUAGACUCGGCAGUUUUGGCUGAAAGGGCCCGAGGAAAUACUACGGAGCAAUUUGCGUCCUUGUCAGUAGAAUAUUCCUCUCUUACAGAUCUAGAAUCUCGAUUGCGGUCUGGCUCACGGGAAAUUCCCACUUCCAACCUCAAAAGCCAGGAGCUUUGCAUUGACAUUGCUCAACGGAUUAACCGAUACAUCAGUUCUGUUGGAAAUGCUUAUAAUGGAGACCAGGAGCAGCUGAGUGAAUUCAUUUUGAACCUAUUUGAGUUAUGGGUUUAUAUGGAUAAAUGUGCUCUUGGUGCAUAUCCAUUGCUUGGGGAAUAUCACCCUGGCUUCCGCCCAGAGCUGCUGGAUGUGUUACAGUUAUCUAGGUUCACCGAUCUAGAGCGUUUACAAGAAAUCCAAAGAUACAUUCAUACGCGCUGCACUGGCGCGUCGGAAAGAGAUAUGACUAUCUUCACAGAUCCAUCCCCGGAAUGCUUUGCGGAUCGAUAUCUGAGAACUUCCAUGGGAAGAGAUCUAGUCCACUUGCAGGACCAAAUCGAAGCCGCAUCAGUGGCCUCCCGACAUAGGAAAGAAGUAGAAUUGACAAAAGUAAAUCAUGAAUUUCAAGCUUUCUCCGAACAGAUCUCGCGGAGCUCGUGCACCCAACGGAGACACCCCGAUGGAACCCAUGACAUCCGUGGAUGCGAUCACUGCCUCCAUAUUCGUCGUCGUCGCCGGCUGAGAAUCAGUGUUCACGAGGACUUCCUGCCCACGGGCAACAGAAUAGCUGAGAAACGGGCUAUUGUGUUUGAACUGGCAAUCCCCAAGGCCUUCUCUGCGUACCGCGGCACUACGUGGAAUAUCAUAAAUUUACUUGGUCCUCAAGGAGAAUUAACAAAAACGGAAGCGCCCCGCCUUUUACUAGAAGACUAUACCCAGCUUGCCAACUAUAAGAGGAUCGUUCAAUGUCAGGGGCGAUUUACUUUAGCCUCCUACACAAAGUCGUACCUAGGUACACACUACAAGUGGAGGAAGUUGCCAGCGGCUGCAAAAAAGGUGCUGCUUCCACAAGGCCUCUCAUUCCGGUACUAUGAUGCAGAAAGGCGAUUAUGGGGAAAGGAUAGGGCCCCGUUUACACUUUCUCACCAUUUUACUCUUUCUCUUCCCCCAAAUCAUCCAUUCGCUAGUCUCUACUCGUCGUCCAGCUUUGCCCCUGAGGGCCCGGGACCCUCAUCAUACGAAGCAAUUGCAAAUGUCCGAGACUGCCCUUCCACCACAACUGUUCAUGAGUUCAUGGCACACCAAGCCCUGAUGGCCGGAAAGUACCGUCGAUGGAUUUCCAUUCUCAUUGAGCUUGGCUCUUCGAAUAUUAACCUUAGCUCAUUAGAGACGAUGAUUUUGGUGCGUCAUUUAGCAUUACAGGCUGGCCCUGGGACACCAAAUGAUGCCCUGCGAAUCACACAUUCAGUGUUCAGAGAAGUUGGAUUCUGUAAGAGACUCAUCGAACAAAUCCAUCAGCAUCUCUCUAUUAUCACGCCAAAUUGGCGGGAGACUAUCUAUAUGGAGACAAUCCUUACCUUGACUAUUCAACUCUGUAAUCUUGGGUGUUCUGAAACAUCUACAGAAGUCAACAAUUUACUCCUCCGAAUCCGGAGUAUCACACUUCAGUGGAUCAAUCACCUGCGUAAUGAGGCUCGAAAUGCUUCAGAGGUGGAUGUUGCGGAAAGGGCGGCUCGUUAUUGCUUCCUAGCUGCACUACUUUGUCGACGUACCUUCUCCAUUCACUGUGAUACCCAUAUCCCUCUGGAUAUGAAAAGCGCUCAGUGUUUUAUUGAAGCGACCCUCGCCCUCCAGGAAAGUCUAGUUGUGGACAUAACCAAAUUUAGUAACCUGACGCGCAGCAUGUUGGUACGUGACAUAAAGAUGUCCGCUAGGCUUCGCCAAAUCAUCCAAGACACGAUUAAGAUACACCCCAGCAGCCUCAAUUGCGUUCUUGAUAAGGUAUGGCCAAGUAGCUCCGGUAGAGUGUACACCACCUGGGAGCAUUUGGAGCAUCCAUAUGACGGUUGGGUUACCGUCACAGCAAAGGGAACUGAGCAAAUGGUACCGCAAGCUUUCCAUUUUCACCUGUUAGAGGGCCAUCUUUUGGUAGAUGGGAAAGCUCUGGGGAAGCUACCCGCUGACAUUCGCGACUCGGAGACUCUUAAAGAGCUUUUUGGAAACCAACGUCUGAUUGCUUUCCCUUCGAACAUGCCUGGGAUGAAUUAUACCCUGGGUCUCCACAAGGAAGGGCACCAGAUUCACUUAGGAUAUCGAAACAAGAACCUAGUUAUUCGGGCCUGGAAGGGUGGCAGAACCUUUGAACUUAUUCCGCGUUCAGUGUUUGAGAGAAAAGGUAGACUUGAUUUGCCUGUUCCUUUAGUCUUCGACUGCGUACAUUGGGUCGAUCUAAACUCAGGUAUCCUCGAGGCUAGACGUAUGCCUGCCAUUUGGAGAGAAAGACCUUCAAAUUGGAAAAUUAAUAUCCGAACACGCCGAGCACAACGAGGGAGAUCUUUGCUGGUUGAUCCCCAUUCCCAACUAGCCACCUCAAUUGCUAAAAUAUUCCGUCAUUUUGAACAUCCCUCGAUGCUGACGAUAUACCAGCCAGCUACAAAAACUCUUUCUAUUGAGUUGAAACGCAUGAACUUGGGAUUCUAUGUGAAUAAACGACAGCUUUUGCAAUGCAAGCAGUUGGCAGCUGAAGUGGAUCCAAACCAAGAAGCUGGCACUCUGUACGGACUCCAAAGUAUGCUGGUGCUUCGAAAUGUCUACAAUCGUUCGCAGCGGAGUAUCAUUACGCCUCUGGGGAAGCUUGAGUACGAGCGUCAUGGGAUCCAUGUCUUAGUGCGCAAAGGGAACAAUGGAGACUAUGGAAGGUAUAUAAUUGACGAUGUCCUUGGUCGAUUGCAUGGACCUGUAGAGCCAUUGAUGCUGUAUACACUGGCUCAGCUUCACGCAUUCACGUCGUUUACUAUCCCUGAUCCCCUAACAGGACGUACAGGAACAGAGGAAGCACUAUCUUACUUGAGAUCGGGUUAUUCUCAGCCGUGGACCCCUCUCAGCCAGGGUAAUAUCGAUCUCCUGCAUGAAAUGUCGUGUCUUACCCCACAUCGGGAGUAUUAUCCCCGGGGCGUCAAGCGACAACAGGUUGUCAAGUGGGAUCACAAUCUUACAGUGUCAAUUCAACACGAGGCAUAUCAGCCGGUUAUACAGUCAAUUCUUACCAAGUCUCAGAGGCUUUCGCUGUUUCACGUACAAGCAGCGCCUCCCUUGAUUGUUGCAGCAAAGAGCGAUAGGCAUCUACAAGAAAGGGCCUGCUGGCGCCGGUGCCUUUAUGAGCGUAUAGAUGCAUCAUGCGAAGAUAUGAUCGAAGUGCUAGACGUAAUAUAUACCUCUCGUUUCAGAUAUUGCUCAUCUAAGCAAUCCUUGCGCGUUCGCGAAAUCAUCACCCUGCUCAAAGAGCGGCCAGCAAAAAUCCACACUGCACACAAGCUUUCUAGCAUUUUGAAGGAGUGGUCAUACAUAGGUGGCUUUGCGGACGUUUUCACUUCAUAUAGCCUUGAGGGGACGCUAUUUAUUGAUUUUGCAGCUGAAUGGGGGAAACUGGUCCGCCUCUGUAUUGAUUCCGAGGCGAACAAUUCCCGUUCCCUGAUGUUUUGCCUUGGCUUGAUGGCUUAUGGAGAUGGUGUCGACUUGGAUGCGAUCCGCGUCUUAGCUGCUUUCUCCAUACUGGAUGACCUUAAGCAGUUAUCGUUGCCCAUGUAUCCGUCAUUUGAGAAUUUUUGUGACCGAGGGCGUCCUGACUUCGAUUCAGUCCUGGCAUUGGUACAUCCCUUUUGUACAAAAUUCAAGGACCCGACUCCACGUAAGAAGAAAGCCAAACAAGCCCAGAAGGCUGCCGAAGUUGCUCGGAUCCAACUUGCGAAGGAGAAUCACGACAUAAAAUGCGCAACCGAAAGUAACGACUUCGUUUCCUUUAUCUUACAACAGUGGCCUUGCGCUGAACCUUCGAAAGGUAAGUUUUCUGCCUCAUUUCUCAACGUCGCUGGGGCUCUAGAGGCAGUCAGCCACGAUUGGUUGCGACGGUACAAGAACAUGAGACUCGCGGCCUAUAUAAACGAUGUCCAAAAAGUCUUAAAUGCCCACAGCGCCAAGAAAAACAACAUUGGAGAUCCCCCAGUUACAUCGCAGCCUGUCGUGUUCAUAUCUCAAUGCCUGAGUUCCCGCACUGCCGCCCUGAAGCUCGGACAGGAUCUUAUCACCAAAUCUGGUCCAAAAUUAGAAUCGAAUUCAAACUUUUCUUCCCAGCGCGAUGAAGGGGGAAUUAUAAAUUCAGCCAGUCACCAACUGAAUGAAUUUAGUCGGAAACUUCUAUCAAAGUGGAAAGCGGCAUGGACACCAGAGAUCAGUGAGAUUGAGCAGAUAGUGCACAAGAUUGCCUACUCAGACUGUUCUGUUAGGUCUAGCUAUGGUGAGGAUCUGCAGCUGAGCAUUACUGCACUGAAGGAAAAAGGUCAGGAGCCAGAGAUAUCAUACCAAUCAGACAUACCUUAUCAUGAGGGAAUGGCAAGAUGUGAUGCCGACAUUAGGAAAGCGCAGGCGAUUGUGGACCAGUAUUACCGCCAGAUCUGCGACGCUUUUACAGCUGGGGACCCGAGGUUCAUUUGGUUACAAAAAGGAAAUCUAUGGCCAUGUACCACCCCAAUAACCAUCCUACAGCAACUUCGAUCAGUUUCUUCUACGAAAUUUGGACCGAACAUGAAGGAAGCUCUGUUAUCAUACGGGAUGGCAAUAGUCAAAUUGCAGCGGUUCAUUCGCAUAAAAGAGUUUUUUGCUAGACGGGAUAAAAGCAGACUAGAUCAGGAACACUGCCAAUCAUCCCAUUCUACAUGGGAUUACAUAGCAUUUCCUGACUGGGUCCUUCUUGAAAUCGAUUCCAACAUACAGAUACGCCAAGAGCAAGUGACGGUAGCCCUCGAGAUGGUGUCUCCAGCCUCAGGGUCCAACACAGUUUUGCAGAUGAAUAUGGGACAAGGCAAAACAUCAGUAAUCAUGCCAAUGGUGGCAGCUGCCCUGGCUGAUGGCGAUAUUCUUGCCAGGCUUCUAGUACCGAAGGCACUCACAACUCAGACCGCACAAAUCCUACAGGCUCGUCUGGGGGGGCUUGUUGGUAGAAGUCUUGUCUAUAUUCCUUUCUCACGACGUACCCCAAUAACUUCGAGCGUGAUUGGGGAAUAUCGUGCCCUUCAAGAGAACAUGCUUGGUGAAUCGGGUAUUGUUCUAGGGAAUCCUGAACAUACCUUAUCAUUUAAGCUAAGUGGACGGCAGCUUGUUUCAGAUUUGAAGAUUCCUCAAGCUGUUGAGAUGGUGGAAAUUCAAGACUGGAUCGACCGUGUGGCCCAUGAUAUCCUCGAUGAAUGUGACUUUACAUUGGCUGUAAAAACACAGCUCAUCUACCCAGGUGGCUCACAGCUUGCUGUCGAUGGACACCCGGACCGCUGGGAAGUCAUCAUGGCUGUACUAGCGUUGGUAGCCCAACAUCUCAGUGAUUUAGCGCGAGAGCUCCCGCAUAGUAUUGACAUAGUUGAAAGAGCCACCUCUGCGUUUCCAAUUGCACAUCUUCUAAGGGAGGAUGCGGAGACUGCUCUUAUCGAGCGAGUUGUUAAGGAUGUCUGUUCCGGUCAAAGCGCUAUUCUUCCGAUCCAAGAUUGCAAGGAUUUUGAAGUAGAGGCAAUUCGACAGUUCAUCUCCCGACAAAGUGUUGGUAGAGCGAUUGUCGAACAUAUCAAUGGUCUAUUUCGGGAUAUGCCAAAAGUCCGCAAGAGGGUCUACCUGCUUCGUGGAAUUUUGGUGCAUCGUAUCUUACUGCUUUGUCUUAAGAAAAGAUGGAAUGUUCAGUAUGGUCUCCACCCAAACCGAGAUCCUAUGGCUGUCCCUUUCCAUGCAAAGGGUGUCCCCUCCGACCACGCAGAAUGGGGUCAUCCAGACGUUGCGAUCUUGUUCACAUGCCUUGCGUUCUAUCAUGAGGGCUUAACCCAGGAGCAAUGCCGACGGUCCAUCCAGACUAUUCUCAAAUCAGAUGAUCCUGCUCUAGCGUAUGAUCGUUUGACACAAGGAUCAGGGACAACCUUUCCGGAAGCCCUACGACAUUGGAAUUUGAUUAAUAUUGAUGAUCACGGCCAGGUUGCAGAGAUUUGGUAUCAUCUACGCUUCUCGAUAACAGCUAUUAACUAUUUCCUGAAAACAUUAGUUUUUCCCAUCCAUGCCAAGCAGUUCUCUAUUAAGCUACAAACCUCAGGAUGGGACGUGCCUCUUUUCAACAAUUCAUCUACGCUGUAUCAGGACCAGCAAAAGAAACGUUCUGGAUUGACAACUGGAUUCAGCGGAACAAAUGAUAACCGCAGGCUUCUCCCAUUGACAAUCCAGCAGCGUGAUCUACCGGAACUCUUACACACUAAUGCUGAGGUUCUCACGUAUUUGCUUCAGAAGAGAAAUCGGGGAUAUAGACAUGCUGCAGUCGAUGGGAGACGUCUUACCGAGGCAGAACUUCUGAAGAAUCUGACGAGGAGUGGAAUCCGGAUUCUUAUCGAUGCAGGAGCUUAUAUUCUAGAGAUGGACAACCGGACUCUCGUCAGAACUUGGCUAGACCAGGAUAUCGAGGUCCAGGCAGCAGUCUACUUCGGAGGCGACAAUCAAGCUUGGGUUCAAUAUAGAACAGGGAAAACGGUGCCACUUUUUGCUACUCCUUUCGCUGAUAAUUUAAAGGGUUGCCUCGUUUAUCUGGAUGAGUCCCAUACAAGAGGCACUGACCUAAAAUUGCCCGCCGAUGCGAGAGGUGCCUUGACCUUAGGGCUGAACCAGACAAAGGACCAUACCGUGCAGGCGGCCAUGAGACUCCGCCAGUUGGGUCAAACACAAUCUGUUGUCUUUAUCGCGCCGCCGGAGGUUCAUCAGAAUAUUUUAGACAUUUGCCAGAAAGGAAGAGGCGAUAUGAUUGAUUCAUCAGAUGUAGUUUACUGGCUUCUUUUCCAGACUUGCGCUAACAACAGAGAGCUACAACCCCUCUUCUAUGCUCAAGGAGUUGAUUUCUGUCGUCGUAUUCAAGCGGCAGUACAAUAUCCCAAGUUUCUCAGCGACCCCCUUCACCAGGAAGCCUAUGUUGGUGUUCUACAGCAGCCCGAACAACAAACGCUGGAACAGCUAUACAAGCCACAAAUACUCGACAUCGAUGUCAAAGGACCUACGACCGGAGCCAAUUCUUUCCCAUUCAGUGGAAGGGUUGGCGAAUUUAUGCAGGUGCUCCGCCAACAACACGAGCAUUCCAAGCUUAUUCAAAAUUCAAUUAUCAGUUCAGCGUUAGAAGAGGUCGAGCAGGAGCGGGAGGUUGCCUACGAGAUCGAAGAGGAACGAGAGAUUCAACGACCACGGCGGCUGGAGGCUCUCCGGUUUCAUGGGUUACAUCCAUCUUUGUCCCGUUUUGCAAAAACCGGGGUUCUGCAACGGUCUGGGGUUGUCUCAGCUGCCAGUGUGCUCUACACAACAAACUUGGGAUUGAAAUACGGAAGCGAAGUGGCUGAUCUCCUUCCUCGCCUGUGCGUUUCUUCUGAGUUCACGAAGACGGUCAAGCUGAAACCCGGCGAGAAACGGGAUGAGUUUAUGCGACCUGUCACCUGGUUAUUAUGUAAUAUUGCAACAGAGGCUAUCAUCAUAGUUACCCCAGAGGAGGCGGAGGAAUUGAUUCCUAUCCUUCGCACGACUCCGGCGCCAUCGAUGCAUCUCAUAACAUACGCAGCACCAGUGAUGAAGCGUAUGCUCCACUUUGACCACCUAGAUUAUUAUGCAAUCCCUGCCUUCCCUGCACCGUGGGCUAUACCCGACUGGCUUUCCCUUGAGGUCGGGAUCUUCGCAGGGAAGCUAUAUUUUGCAUACACAGACUAUGCUUAUCUAGUGCAAAAGAUGCAGCCAGGACCAGGAGCACAGAACUCCAAUGGGAUCCUUAGCACAAGGCGGACAGCACAAUCGAGCUUUCUGGAGGAAUGGUUAGUCCUGCGUCGUCAGGGCCAGGAUAUUUCACAUACGCCCAUGGGCUAUUUGUGUAUGAAUAGGUCACUUUCUAUUGACCACCCAUUCUUUGCGACCGCAGGCAUACAGAAUACCGAGCCUAUCUUCCACUCAUCUGGAUACACAGUGGGGAGCGAAGAGGAGGAGGAUGAGGAAUACUAUGAGAGCGAGGAAGAAGAGACUGGCCUUUUAGAGACCGAAGGCGGUGAUCAGCUUUUAUAA
This is a messenger RNA of Aspergillus bombycis, 9501 nucleotides long. RefSeq lists its product as uncharacterized. The transcript is spliced from 4 exons. The record is from RefSeq and is a predicted model, not a curated record. The coding region runs from base 1 to 9501 and encodes 3166 amino acids. Lineage: Eukaryota; Fungi; Ascomycota; Eurotiomycetes; Eurotiales; Aspergillaceae.